Molecule: messenger RNA, 1248 nt
Organism: Caenorhabditis remanei
Lineage: Eukaryota; Metazoa; Nematoda; Chromadorea; Rhabditida; Rhabditidae
Exons: 4
Coding region: 1-1248 (415 amino acids)
Source: RefSeq, a predicted model, not a curated record
AUGAGAAAAUCAAUAAUUCCCGGAUAUUUCAAUUUUCUCAACAAAGUGGCCGGUGUGAAAGUGGAAGAAAUCAUUACAAAGAACUUAUGGAAACCUGAAGAGAUGUUUGCUCGAUAUCUCCAUAAAAUCAUUCAUUCGGAUUUAAUUGGAGGGAAUCGAGGAAGUGUCCGCAAACUGAUCGGACUGGAAGAAGUGUGUGAAGGAUGUGAGAGGUGUAUGGAUAUGGCGAAACAAUGUGUGGAGUAUGGACCAAUCAGGUUUCGAGUGUUGAAAAGGAUUAAGAAUCCAAUUCAUUACAAAAAACUGCAUAUUUCUGAUAAGUUACUUGAAAUGGUUGCCAAUGAAUGUACACUGAAAUCGAUUACAAAAGGGAUGUGUUUCAAGCAGUUAGAUGACAUCAUACGGCCCUAUAUUUCAUGCGAAACACUGGUUCUAUGGAUAUGCGAAAUGCGAUUAUACUACGUUGACGGAGUCAAGAUAAAUGCUCAUGUCGCGAUGCCACGAGAAGUGUUGGAUCUUAUAAUCAGGAAAUGGAGUGUAAAAACAAUACGAAUGAAUAUGAUUGCAUGCACCAGUGAGAUGAACCUCCAUGAGAAAUGGAUAGAUGCCGGAUACUUCACAAAGAUCAAGGUGGACGAUCCGUACUGGAAAACUGGUAAAUCCGAUGACUUGAAACUCCACCAUGUUUCCGUCAGAGCAUCGGAUUCCUACGAUUGUGCUGGUGGCCUGAUGUACAGUAACCCGGAAACAGUUCACGAAAAGAGUUUCGAGAACUACAUUGCAAAUCUACGAAGACUAUUUCGAAUGGACAAAUUAUCGAUUGAUUUCGGUCACUGGAGACAUAAAUGCAUCUUUAGUUUGGAAGAAUUCAUGAGGAAUAUGUUGAGAGUGAUUCAACUGGAGAAACAACGGAAACUCGAAGUGAAUAUUCAGUUUUUCGCCGAGAUUUCCAGUUUUCACGUGGGAAAUUCUGAAGAGUUCGCUGGAAUUCCAUCAGAAUACUCAUUGCUUAGUGAUCGAGUGGAAUGUAUUCGGAAGUCUGUCCCAUUAGAUGUUGUCGAACGUGGUCCAGAAAGAUUGCAUAUGAUUAAAUGGAUUGGGAGACGAUUCCAGGUGAAGGAUAUGGAUAAUCAUUUCACACUCAACUUGAAUAUUUAUGUGAAGGAAACCGAAUUAAGGGAGUUGGAUAAGGGAUUGAUGGAUAGACAUCCGAAUAGCUUGAUUAGAGUGUUCCGUCCAAGCUUGUGA